Molecule: messenger RNA, 4896 nt
Organism: Leptomonas pyrrhocoris
Lineage: Eukaryota; Euglenozoa; Kinetoplastea; Trypanosomatida; Trypanosomatidae
Exons: 1
Coding region: 55-4896 (1613 amino acids)
Source: RefSeq, a predicted model, not a curated record
GACGCACAAACAUCGGCGGGUCCGCUUAUUCUCUCGGUUUUUUUUUCUUAAAUGAUGCAGCUAGGCCGCUCGCGGUUGUCGAGGCACACGUGUCUGCGACCACUCGUUUGCCUGAUGGAGAGAGAUGACCGUUACAGCUGUUCGUUGUGCUUCGCACGGCGACCCCUCCAUGUCUCUCCGAGAAACUUUUUCUUAGGUUCACGCGGUGCAUGUGCGGUUGCCCGCGCCCCUCCGCCAGUGUCGCUGCAUGGCCAGCUAGAGGCACGACUGCUCGUGAGUCCCAUCACCCCAAACGAAGCGCUGAUGCUGCUCGCCUGCGCAUUUCCCGCGGUGUGCCACAUCGGCGUGGUGGAGCAUCUUGUCCACGUCAUACGAGGCAACGCGUGUUGUCUAGACCCCUCUCUGUGUCUCUCCUUCAUAGCGCGUCUGCUCUUCCCUGCCCUCCCAUGCGGCCUUUGCAGUAUGGAUGACGAAAGAGACUUGGAAGACGAAUUGAUGGAAGGGAUUCAGCGCCGCGUACCAUUGGUCGCAACGUCCCUUAACGACGCAGCGGUGCGAGUGGCGCUGACACCGCUGUGCGAAACGUUGGCGCAAUGUAUUAUGAUUUCUCUGCAGGUGCAACUGGCGGAAACGCAUGUGCCUUGUACGCAGGCGCGUUGUGACUCGACUGCGCAGCUGUGGGAGAAGAGGGCGGGCGCGUCUUGCUUCGGUUCCGAAGCGAUGAACAACGGCAGAGGACAAACAUUUAUAACGGACGAGUCGGCUUUGCUCGAGCGCGGCGCCGCGUUGCUUCUCGCACUCGUUGCCACGCCUCCUUUUUCUCUUCCUCCUACUUUUACGAAGCGAGACGGAUUACAGAAUUCAGACGACUCUCCGGGUGGGCUCAUGUGGCAGAAACCGGUCUGUGCGAGCCUCAUGUGCGCUGCUGUUCAACGUCUCAUGGAACGUGGCGCAGCGGAUUGCCGGGCGUCAGGGCCCGGUGACACUUCGCUGCCGAAAUUGUCGGAGUCUUCUGCGGCGUCGCGCGCGAUGCACUCCGCGCGAGCUGCAGGCGCAACUACUGCCGCUCACGGCGUUGUGACGCCGACUGAGGGGUUGUAUUGGGUGCGGUUCUGCAAGGCGGCGCAGCGCUGCUGGCAUUGGUCCAUGCUGGUGUGUUGCGCAACACCGAUGCUGCCUUCGCGCGCACUACGGGCUUUCGCCGUCGAUUCGCUCGUCGAGUCGUUGCAAAAGCUGCACCAAUGUCUCGCUGCAGAGUCAGAAAAUGAUCAAGUAGGGUUGCGAUCGGCGCUUUCGGGUGUGUCUGCGUGGUCGAGGCGGUUGCGUGUUGCCUGCGCGGAGGUGUUGUCGUGGCUGCUGACCCGCAGCCUUCCUGCUGUAAACGCCGUAAAAGGAGUCAAGGAACGCUCGCUCGCAGACGAAGGCGGCACCGCAGCCGGUGCAGACGCGCGCAAUGCUGGGCAUCGUUGUCUGUGGACGACGGAGCUGCGAAGCGCCUUGCUGGUGCUCGCAAACGACUUCGCAGAUGUGGCUAUUUAUUUAGUACAGGAAGGCGUGUCAUGCUGUCUUCGUCACAACGACACAGACCGACUCUGGAGUGAGCAGGUUUCUUUGGUGCCGAUGAUGACCUCCGUCGCAUUUCGCCUCUCCCUCCAGUUUGCCGCGUCGCCGCCGCGCAGCACGCCUGCUGCGUUGUCGGAGGUGAACGUUGCACGUCGUUUGGUGUAUGCUGUGUCAUCUCUGAACUUGCGAAUUGGUGUUGUCUCCCCAGCGUGCGCAGCAAGCGCCGCUGCGAGUGCCGAAGCGAUCAACGACACAACGAGACCGAUGGAUGACGAAUCUUCGAGGGUGAGCAAAGACCCGUCUUACGUCUUGAUUGCAGAGGAGACGUGGUGCAAACUGGCAUGUGUGCAGCGAUUUGUGCUGUCAAAAACUUCCGUUUCUUUGUCAAACCAAGCGAGCAGCCCUGCUGUUUCAUUGGUAGACGAAAUGCCCUUAGAACACAUAUUGCCCUACGAGCGACUCCUGCGCAUUGGUGUACUUCACUUGAGUCUCUCUUCGACUUCCAUGAUGGCAGGCCUAGAGAAGGACGAGGAGUGCGUUACGGGAUGUCAGCAAGACGCAGCCGAUACACUCCGGCAGAUGGGGAUGGCCUCCACCACUGAUUCAACCCCGCUUUUCUCACUUGAAUUUAUUUUCACGUUUGUACGGUGUUGGCGGGCGUGGCUGCACGCGUGCCCCGGUGCGUCUUGCGUAGGUUGGCUGGGCGGUAUGGUUGACAGCGGCGGUGUAUCUCCCGCCACGGCGGCGCGACGGACUUUGGGCGGUCGAAUGAACAGCCAAAACGGCACGUCGCUGCUCAAAGAUCACAACAGCGUCGCCGAGACGCGUGUAGUCUUACCAGCAGCGAAGGACACCCGCGAAAAAGCGUGUUUUUUCGAUGCGGAGAACUCGCUGCCUUCUCUGCAUCAGUUGUCUCUGUGGCUGGUGGAGACGUGGGUCGCGUCGCUCAGCUCUGAGGAGCAGGAUCGCAGCCCUCUCGAUGUGUGUGCGUGCUGGUCCGCGCUAUCUACGCCGCCUCUCGUCCGUCACAGCACCGUGCCAGCUUCGCCACGUGCGACGCAUGAAAUCCUUUUCGCGUGCGAGCAGCGCCUAUCUCGGCAGUGCGGGGACUAUCUGUCGCAAGCAUGCAACGCGAGGCAUGACCCAACCCUCUGCGGGCUCCUUCAGAGGUGCGAAAUGCGGCCCCGACUGUGCAAGGCUGGAGAGGCGGCACCGAUGACCGCCGGGUUGGACGGCGCGGAUGACGCCUCGAACCGACGGUGGCGUCCCAUGUACGCACCCCCCUUUAUCUCCCACGUCGGACUGCGGCUGUUACGGGCGGAGUCGCUGCUCAUAAGAGGGGAGUUUGCAGACGCAGGAGACGACGGCUUGCGACUGCCGCUGGCGGAGACGGUGGUGGAUCUCCUGCGACGCACGAUCGAGUCGCCGCUAUCGAUGGAGGUGACGUUUUUUCAGCUGUCGAUGAUCACAAAGUACGUGGAGUGGUGUGAGGCGGCGGCCGUGCACACCGGGUGGGGCACGCUGAGCGUUGAAGACUGCCGUCGCGAAGCAGACGGCGAUGAAAACGUGGAAUCGGAUGCUUCAGGCCGCACGCAGCUGGGCGCGAGUGCACCGUGGUGCAUCCUCACUGUGGAAGGCUUUCCAUCAAGCAGCGGCUUACCUGGCAAAGCGGACAUGGCAGCCCUUGUCUACUUGUGGCGCCUGUGCGACGGCGCUGCGACUGCAGUGCCGCAGCAAAAGUCCAUGCUUCGUGCACCGACAGGUGAAGGAAACGGUGUGGGUAGCGUCCGCGAAAAGUACGCUGUGAUGCCGUAUGAUCGCUCUUUAUGCGCAGUGUCGCCGCUUUCCGUCGUCGAAGCAUCAUACCGACGUGGGGCACAGCCGUGGCUGCGCCAGGCGGUGGACCAAUGGACGCGUCGCUACGCCUUUCGACUUCUUUUGUUUCUGCUUCAAGAAGAGUCCUGGCAACGGUAUCGGAAAGCAACGUCCCAUCACCGCAUUGCAGCGGCCCCUUCGCCACUCACUAAGAGCAUCGGGGUCGGUCCAAAAGCAUGGGAGCCAACGUACGCCGCUCCAUUUCAUUCGCCAAGAAGCCACGUGGGUGGCACUCGAACUUGCGCUCUCCCAUCCGUGUUGAUGACGCCGGACCAGUGCCACUCUUUUCUGUGGCGCAGCGAUGCUUGGCAGCCACUUCUCUGCAGCGCAGCGCGACGGCUGCUAAAGCGGGUCGCGCAGUUGACGACGGAGGUGCACAGCUACCGAAGGCUGUUCCAUUCUGGUGUGCCGUGUACAGUGGAGGACGCCCGGCACGAGGUGGCGCUGCUCCUCCACAGGUUGAGUGGGCAUUUUCACAUAGAAAGAACGAGGAGUUCGCUUGCCGCGUGUGUCGUGGCUGCCUUAGCAUCGAUCCGUGAAGGCGAGUCUUGUUCGUUGUCUGACACGACGAGUGACGCCAAAGGCCAUUCGACGUUCUCACCGUGGUUUCCGUCCCCGCACCAUUCCCAGCCGCUCGCUGAUCCGGUGCGGGAGCUGGAGGAGAAACUGAUGUCUCUCGGACUGGCUGCGUCGAGCACCUUUGAUCGUUGCGGUUCAUCUGACCGCAUAGGUAUUGACCAAACUGUGGGGGAAUGGGAUGAUGGGGAUGCUGACGAUACGGCUGCUUCAGUCGCAGAAGAGGCGCGUGCGAUGCUGACCACGCUCUGCGCCGCUCCUGCGCUUACGUUUCUCACGUCGCCUCGCGUCCUGCGGUUCACAGAGGAGGUGUGGCGUACAUGCUGGGUGUGGCUUUUGCAGUUUUCCCGCGACACAGUCACUGGGCAGCGAACACAUCAUCGAUGUGAUGGUACUUCAGAAACAGACAGCAUGUGGCGCGACGCGCACCUGAUCAGUGAAACCGCCGAAUUGGAUGCGCUGGUAUCGUGCCGCGCCAUGCUGCACGCCACUCGUCACUUUCACGUGCUCGCCGCGGAAUUGCUAGAGUACCUGUGCACGGUAUACGUUCCAGCGUUGACGGCGUCCGCCGACGGCUUCUUCUCUUGCUUUGUCACCACCCCAGUUGAGGCGCUGGAGCGUCAGCUGACGGCGGGAGAUGCCACGUGCGACUCCCAAGUAUCGUGUUGUGCUCCUCUGCAGUUAGGUGCCUCGGACAGGGGUAACUUUCGUUUCUCUGCGUCGUCGCUGCGCACGUAUGAGGUGUUGUGUCUCGGCUGUUUUGGCAAAGGGGAGCGACGACCUCCGUGUGUGUGGCAGCGGUGGAUGCAAGAGCUGGUGCACGGGGAUGCUGCACUUCAGGAACACCGUCUUGUGCAUUGGAGGUCGCGUCUUGCGUGCUGA